Molecule: messenger RNA, 2287 nt
Organism: Monodelphis domestica (gray short-tailed opossum)
Lineage: Eukaryota; Metazoa; Chordata; Mammalia; Didelphimorphia; Didelphidae
Product: zinc finger protein 69 homolog
Biological process (GO): regulation of transcription by RNA polymerase II
Cellular component (GO): chromatin; PcG protein complex; transcription regulator complex
Molecular function (GO): RNA polymerase II cis-regulatory region sequence-specific DNA binding; DNA-binding transcription factor activity, RNA polymerase II-specific
Source: RefSeq, a predicted model, not a curated record
GGCGGGACGGUGUAGUGUAGGAAAGGGAUAAACACAGAAGUGGCCCUGUCAGGCCAGGGCGGCUCUCUAUGAACCAGGAGCCGUGGUGGGGCUUUGCCCUCCCCCAGAGGAGAGGAUAGGAGCCCCCCUCCAGCCAGGAGACUGCUGGGAGAGAGGGGUGUACAAAGAGGAAGUUUCCCCAUCUUGGGGCUCCCACUCCCUGAAGGACCACAGUCUGACCCAAGCAGAGACCCCAGAACCAGAGGGAAUGGCCCCCAGGACCCAGAGGCCCCCAUCCCAGGGGUCAAUAACAUUCAAGGAUGUGGCUGUGAACUUCACCCAAGAGGAGUGGUGCCUGUUGGAUCAUUCUCAGAAAGAACUGUAUAGGGAGGUCAUGCUGGAGAAUGUGCAGAAUCUACUCUCUAUGGAGCUUCCAGUUCAUAGAGAAGAUUUUAUCUCCUGUUUUCAGCAAAAGGAAUCACUAUGGCUACUAGAGCAUAAAGGCCCAAAGAGCUCCUGUCCAGAGGCAGAAGCUAAUUUUGAAGUGAAGGAGAUGUCUGCAAAGCUGAGCCUUUUUGUGGAAGGAUUUGGCCCCCAAAGAUACAUGAAUGAGGAUCCCUGUUACUUUAUUUUGAGAGAAAUGUAUGACUCUAAUAUCAAGGUAAAUAAAAAUCCAAAAAGUGACUGUGAAUGCGAAGAACCUGCAGAGAAAUUCAGCCAAUAUUCAGUCCUAAAUCGGUAUAUAAAAUUGAACUCAAGAAAUGACUGUUGGCAGGAUAGUGAAUACAGCAAAUGCUUUCCUGAAGAAGUAGGAUUUAUUCAGUCACCUAAGAAACCUGAAAUGCCCACAUAUCAAGGUAACCCAGGGGGAAUGGCCUUUGGUUGGAGUUUAGGCCUCAUUAGAUAUCCAAAAAGUAAAUGUGUAGAAGUGCUCUCUGUGAGUAAUAAAGGUGGGAAACCUUUCAGUCAGAACUCUGAGCUUGGUUCACAUCAAAUAGUCCACACUGGAGAGAAACCUUAUGAAUGUAAACACUGUGGAAAGGCUUUCACAGUGAUGGGCUCUCUUGCCAGACAUCAAAUAAUCCACACUGGAGAGAAACCUUAUGAAUGUAAACACUGUGGAAAGGCUUUUAUAUGGAGGGGUGAUCUUGAUAAACAUCAGAGAAUCCACACUGGAGAGAAACCAUAUGAGUGUACACAAUGUGGAAAGACUUUCACAGAGAGGAGCAAUCUUGCUAAACAUCAGAGAUUCCAUACUGGAAAGAAACCUUAUGAAUGUAAACACUGUGGAAAGGCUUUUAUAUGGAGGGGUGAUCUUGAUAAACAUCAGAGAAUCCACACUGGAGAGAAACCUUAUGAAUGUACACAAUGUGGAAAGGCUUUCACAGAAAGGAGCAAUCUUGCUAAACAUCAAAGAUUCCACACUGGAGAGAAACCUUAUGAAUGUAAACAGUGUGGAAAGGCUUUUACAGUGAAGAACAAUCUUGCUGAACAUCAGAGAAUCCACACUGGAGAGAAACCUUAUGAAUGUACACAAUGUGGAAAGGCUUUUACACGGAGGGGUGAUCUUGCUUUACAUCAGAGAAUCCACACUGGUGAGAAACCUUAUGAAUGUAAACAGUGUGGAAAGACUUUCACACGGAGGGGCCCUCUUACUGAACAUCAAAGAAUCCACACUGGAGAGAAACCUUAUGAAUGUAAACAAUGUGGAAAGGCUUUCAUACGAAGGGGUAAUCUUGAUAAACAUCAGACAAUCCACAGUGGAGAGAAACCUUAUGAAUGUAAACAAUGUGGAAAGGCUUUCACACGGAAGGACCAUCUUGCUGUACAUCAGAGAAUCCACACUGGAGAGAAACCUUAUGAAUUUAAACAGUGUGGAAAGGCUUUCACACACAGGGACAAUCUUGCUGUAUAUCAGACAAUCCACACUGGAGAGAAACCUUAUGAAUGUAAUCAGUGUAGAUAGGCUUUCACAUGGAGGGGCAAUCUUAGAGCAUCCACAUUGGAGAGAAACUUUUAUCAAUGUAAUCAAUUUGGAUAGGCUUUCACAUAAAGUUCCACAGUUGCUUCAUGUCAGAAAAUUCCCACUGGAGAGAAACUUCAUGAGUAAGACUGAAUUUAUUGUUGCCACUCUUAGCUUAUUCAACAUAAGAGGAUCUACACUAGAAAGAAACUUUAGGAAUAUGGUCAAUGUGGUAAGACCUUUAGGCAACAAUCGUCUCUUAUUCCCAAGCAAGAAUUCCUUUUGGAUAGAAGGCUUAUUGCUAUCAUUUUAAUAACUAAAUUAAACUACAGUCCUUAAUUUCCA